GUUGGUUGCGUCGUUUUUAAUCUUUCUGAAUUUGUGAAGAUGGAGUCGAUAGAAGAAAGGAAUAACUACUACAUUCAGAAAAUACUUUCAGAUGUUGUUACGAAGAAACUUGUUGAUUUAUUUAUCCAAGAGUGGGACAUUAAUUGCAAAAAAUCCAACGGAGAAUGGGAUAAUACAAACGUUAGUGGUCAAAAAUUGUUCAACAUUGAAAGAUCAAAAAAAAUAUUUCGUGAUGAAAAAAUUUUGUCAAAACUUAAAGAUGGUGACACAAGUAAGUGGGAUUGCACGACAAUAUGUUAAGCAAUAUUGUUUACCCACUCAAUUGGAACAAAAAUUCACCCGAAAGUUAAAGCUGCUGUGGAAAAACUUCGUGAUGUAAGAAACGAUUUUACCCAUGUUAAUCCAGGAAGAAAAUCUGAUACUGAAUUUGACAAAAUGCUUUGUGAUAUUGAAAAGUCAUUUAAAGAUCUAGCAUUUCCAUUCACUGAAAUUAAUGAAACUAAAUGUCAACGAAACACAUUUAAUUCUUUUCAAGAACUUCCUUGCAAACCAAAUCACGAUGUGGUUAAACGUACAGAGUUACUUAAUCAAAUCACAGCAGAUCUCAAUAACUUGCGCAGUACUAACAAUAAUGAACUAACAUAUUACUAUAUUUCUGGUAAUCCUGGAAGUGGUAAAUCUGAAUUAGCUAGACAAAUUUGCGAAGAAAUGUAUAACUCGUUUGACUGGAAAAAGAAUACGACAUUUGUAAUGACACUCGAAGGAAAAGAUAUCGACUCUCUUUUGAAAACUUAUGAAGACCUUUGUAAACAAUUAAACAAUGAUAAAACUGUCAUUGAAAAUAUUUCAAAAGAAGCAAAAAGCAGCAAAGACACAAUUAAAGAUUUUCAAUUAUUGCUGAAACAACAACUGAAAUCUUGGCAAACAUGGUGGAUUGUUGUAGAUAACGUGGUUGAACUUCAUAAAAUUUAUCCAUUAUUACCUCAAGUUGGUGAUCAUAGUUGGAAAAAUGGACAAAUUAUAGUAACUGUCCAAAAUACAGAUGCUAUACCACCAAAUGGAAAUCUAAAUAAACACAUUUCAGUCAGUCAUGGUAUCAAUGAUGAAGAAUGUCGACAACUUCUAUUUGUCUUUUCUGAUAUUAAUAAUAAAGAUGAAAAAUUUUUAAAGGAUUUAUCAGACAAAUUAGAUCGUCAACCGUUGUUCCUGGCAAAUGCUGCUUCCUACGUAGGUUGUGUAAAAAGUGUAAAUCCGACAUUCACGUGGGAGAAAUAUUUUGAUAAGUUGAAUGAAGGAGAGCGACAGAACAUGGAUGCCAAUUUUCAUAAAAUCAACACAUCUUACUUAGGAAUGAAAACUGUUAUGAUAGCAUUCAAACAAGGCAAGGUAAAGUAA
This is a messenger RNA of Xenia sp. Carnegie-2017, 1395 nucleotides long. RefSeq lists its product as uncharacterized. The coding region runs from base 436 to 1395 and encodes 319 amino acids. Lineage: Eukaryota; Metazoa; Cnidaria; Anthozoa; Malacalcyonacea; Xeniidae. The transcript is spliced from 3 exons. The record is from RefSeq and is a predicted model, not a curated record.